Molecule: messenger RNA, 2787 nt
Organism: Gloeophyllum trabeum ATCC 11539
Lineage: Eukaryota; Fungi; Basidiomycota; Agaricomycetes; Gloeophyllales; Gloeophyllaceae
Product: actin-like ATPase domain-containing protein
Exons: 9
Coding region: 80-2686 (868 amino acids)
Biological process (GO): cellular response to hypoxia; negative regulation of hypoxia-induced intrinsic apoptotic signaling pathway; endoplasmic reticulum unfolded protein response
Cellular component (GO): endoplasmic reticulum chaperone complex
Molecular function (GO): ATP binding; ATP-dependent protein folding chaperone
Source: RefSeq, a predicted model, not a curated record
GUAACUUUCCAGAGAACUGUGGGCUGCUCUCUCUGUCUCGGGACCUCUAGAUGCUGUAAGACUUGGGUGCGGUAACAAAAUGAUCUGUCUACAUCGAAUUCUGCUCUCCGCUGUGGUCAUCUUCGCCUUUGUUUCCAGUAAAGCACUCGCAUCGGUACUUGCGAUCGACUAUGGAACGGAAUGGAUUAAGGCCUCGCUAAUGAAGCCCGGCUUACCGUUUGAUGUCCUACUGAACAAGGACUCGAAGCGCAAGAUUCAGGCCUCCGUGGGGUGGAAAAGGGACGACCGGUUGUUUGGCUCUGACGCAUUCAACCUUGCGGCACGGUUCCCAUCCGACUCUUUCUCUUCCUUGAAAUAUCUUCAGGGCGUACCAUUCGACUCGAACUCUGUUGCCUACUACACGAGCAUAUCCACGGCAGACGUGGUCAAAACAACCAGAGGAACCGCUGGCGUCCGGCGGCCAGAUGGCACGGAAUGGAGCGCGGAAGAGCUGAUUGCGAUGCAAUUUGCCUACGUCAAGGAGCUCGCAGAGGCUGCUGCGGGAGAGAAAGUGCAGGACGUGGUCGUAACCGUCCCUCCCUUCUACACCCAGUUCGAGAAGGACGCCGUGGUGGACGCGAUUGAAAUUGCUGGGCUUCGGACUAUUGCUCUCAUCAACGAUGGCACGGCCACGGCUGUCAACUACGCGAUGACUCGUACGUUCCCCACACCGGAACACCACAUCAUAUAUGAUGCUGGCGCAUCCUCCAUCCGUGCUACUGUCGUCUCGUUUGGUACCGCAGCUAGUGAUUCAAAGUUGUCAACAACGAAAGACGCCACGCAGAUCACGGUGCUCGGUGUCGGCUACGACAGGUUGACUGGUGGAACUGAACUGGACCGCCGGUUACGGGACAUGAUGGUCGCUGACUUCCAGAGGAAGCACCAGAGAGACAUCACCGGGGAUAAGCGGGGCAUGGCUAAGCUAUGGAAAGAGGCUCAGCGCGUCAAGACCGUCCUGAGCGCGAAUGCGGAAGCGAUGGCGACGAUCGAAAGUGUCGCGUUUGAUAUUGACUACCGCUCGAAGUUCACGAGAGCUGCCUUCGAGGAAGCCUGCUCGGACCUUUUCAGUCACUUUGCGGCGCCUAUUUUCGAGGCAUUGCAGCGUAGUGGGCUAGAUUUGAGUAAUAUCACGUCCAUCAUCAUGACCGGUGGAAGCUCAAGAGUACCCAUGUUACAGAACGCUGUGAAGGCGGCUGUAGGCGAGAGUAUGCUGGCAUGGAACGUCAAUGCGGACGAGGCGACGGUCCUUGGUGCUGCUCUUCAUGGAGCAAGUCUGAGCAGACAAUUCAAGACCAAGGACAUCAGGGUCUCGGAUAUCAGUCCUUAUGACGUUCAAAUUUCGUACACGGCGGAAGCCAAGUCUGCCAUCGCAAAGCCCCGCACUAUCCACACCUUGGUCUUCCCGGGCGGCUCGAAACUCGGCACCAGGAAGACGCUUACUUUCAAGCGAAAGGAGGACCUCACGUUGAGGCUGGAGUAUAAACGGGUUCCCGCUACUGGUUUCCCGACGGAGCUGCUCGAUGUGGAUAUUACCGGCAUCUCAGAGGCCAUUCACAACUUGACUGAGAUGGGCGCGAUAGACCCUGUUGUGAAAGUAACUGCUGCCCUGUCGGAGUCGGGUUUCGUGUCUAUCCCGGAGGCGGUCGCGUACGGAGAGGUCAAGGAUGAUUCGAUCACUGGCAAAUUGAAAGGGUUGUUUGGUGGUGGGGCCUCAUCCGAGCAAGUACCUCUGAACGCCGAUGGGACAGCGAGCACUGGUGAUGCAGAGCCAGCAGGGACUUCGUCCGAGUCGUCUGAGCCUGCCUCUCAGUCAGAGAAGCCUAAACGGACAGGACCACAGACAAUAGAGUUAAAGGUCAAGCCGAGGUUCCCGUCCCUUGCGCCGAUGUCUGCUGCCGAGAAGCGGAAGGCUCGUGAUAGGCUGGCGGAAGUAGAUUACGACGAAAAGGCGAAGCAGCGCAAGGAGGAAGCUCGCAACAUGCUCGAGAGUUACUUGUACCGCCUCCGCGACCUCCUUGAAGACAGGGACAACGAGAACUCGCCGUUCGUCAAGUGCUCGCAGGAGUCGGAAAGGAGGGCGUUGGAGCAGAAGCUCCGGGAUGCGUUCGCAUGGUUGCAGGAAAAGGCUGAUGAGGCUGAGACAAGUCAACUCAUUGGCAAGCGGAACGAAUUAGAGGCCCUGGAACGGCCUAUAGUGCACCGUUAUAAGGAGAUCGAAGAGUUCCCCCGCGCGCUCAAUAACAGCCAAAUGUGGAACUGGAGCACACGGCUCUUCCUCACCGACGCGAAGCAGAACCUGACUGCAGAAGAGAAGGGCGGUCCCCCAUCAAAGUACACCAGGGAAGAGCUCGAGGAGCUCGAGAACGCGCUGAAGGAACACGAGAAGUGGCUGAACGAGAAGGUGGAGAAGCAGAAGACGGUGAAGAUGAACGAGGACCCGGCGGUGGAGUCGUCUGAGUUGAGAGCAAGGGCGAAGAAGCUGGAAGACCAUCUGCAGAGGCUUGUGAGGAGGAAGGUUCCGCUGAAGAAGAAGACGACGAGUUCGAGCUCGGCUUCAGGUACAGAGGGGACCACUUCGGCUUCGACUGCGUCCAGCGCGUCCGAGACGCCUCCACGCCCUUCGGAUUCUGGACAUGAUGAACUAUAGACAUACAAUGUAUAAUGGCAUAAUAUAUUGCUUGCUGCUCUCGUGCUGGUUCGGAAAGGGGAAUGGCGUGCGCUGAACGACUUCACUCGUCAAAGGGCGCG